AUGGACGUGGCUGCGGCCGCCAACCGCUUCAGGCGCCGGAUGCGCCGGGCGCUCUACCGUCUCAUGGCGCGCAGCGAGUUCUUCAUAGACCGAAACACCGGGGAAGACCACUGGAUGUACAAGAAGGUCAAGAUGAUGGCCAACCGGCUGGUCUCGGCCAUGUACAAGACGGAGAGCGCCAUCGUCAUGGUAACCGGGCCGCCGGGCUCGGGCAAGUCGUACCUCGUGACCUCCGCGCUGAUGCUGCUGUACGACACAAUCGCCAUGGACGUGGAGGAUCAGGGGGUCAUGGAGUUCGACACGGAGUUCGAGCCGAUGGAAGGCUUGGACGGCCUAUCCUCAGACGCGGAGAGCGUCAGCGAGAUGCCCUGGCGCGUCGAGAUCAUAAUGCUCGAAAUAUACAAUUACCGCGACGAGAUGAAGUGCAUGAAGCACCUGGCGCUGCUGCUGGAGAAGCUGGCAGGGGUGAGCGGCUCCCGCUGCGGGAUAGCGCGCUGCCAGGAGGUCCAGGAGCGCAUCAUGCACUGCAUGAAGCUGCUCAGGAAGUCGCACGUGUACGUGGUAAUCGCGCUGGAGGGGAUGGACGUGUUGACCAAGGGCAGAAACGACUGCAGCGAGAGAACGGGUUCGUGCCACCGCCGGCAGGGCAUGCUCUACUUCAUCGGCAACAUGCUGGCCUGCGAGGACAUAGCGUUCGCGUUGGUCGGCGUCACGCCGGACGUGCGGACGAUGGAGCGGCUGGAGAAGCGCGUGAGGUCGAGGUUCAUGCACGAAACCAUCCACUGCGACCGAACCGCCGACUACGAUGCCGUGGCGGCGCCGGGGAAGCUCUCGCUGCUGGGGAAGGAGGCCGUGCUCUUCCUCGACGACGAAUCUAAGCAAAUGCUCGGGGAGGGGUUGUUGUGCGGGCGCAGCGCAACCAGCACCAUCGCCGCCACAUGUGCCCAGCUCUACGACGACGCGUUCGAGGUCAUGGAAGACGGCGAACUCUGCAUAUCCAGCGACGCAGUGACGGCGAAGCUUCGCGAUUCCGGGACCACACGAUGGUUCGAGUCGAUCGUUGAGCACCUCUCGCUGCCCCAACACUACGUGUUGGUGUCGCUCGCCCGGCUGCACUUGCAGGGCAUCAUGCCGUUGACCCUCCUCGGCGUCGAGCGGGAUCUCAAAGAAAUGUGCAUAUAUUACCCGAAUGAAAAGAAGGCCAUGCCACACUUCAAUCCGGAUGGGAUGCUUGAACCCCCUCGCCCGCAUCAGCGACCCGCAAGCGGCGAACGCCCCCUGCAGAUUCCCCUGCUACAGGACGUAAGUCAGAAGCCCAACGGACUCAUGCGCCCCAGGUAUGCCAAGAUGGACCACAGCAAAUUGUUGCCCACACAUCUUGCCGGGUGGCUGGCUAUGGCGGUGCGGGCACUCAAGUGA
Messenger RNA from Babesia bigemina, 1419 nucleotides. RefSeq lists its product as hypothetical. NCBI's taxonomy places the organism in Eukaryota, Apicomplexa, Aconoidasida, Piroplasmida, Babesiidae. The transcript has 3 exons. Gene Ontology annotation, cellular component: nuclear origin of replication recognition complex; nucleus. Gene Ontology annotation, biological process: DNA replication; DNA replication initiation. Gene Ontology annotation, molecular function: DNA replication origin binding. Bases 1 to 1419 code for a protein of 472 amino acids. The record is from RefSeq and is a predicted model, not a curated record.